Molecule: messenger RNA, 1002 nt
Organism: Lathyrus sativus (Indian pea)
Lineage: Eukaryota; Viridiplantae; Streptophyta; Magnoliopsida; Fabales; Fabaceae
Source: the annotation of a GenBank genome assembly
AUGCAAUUGAGCGAUACAGCCGAUUCAACCACCCUCGGUUAUUGGUUAAAUUGGAGGGUCUAUCUAUGUGUAUGUUCUGUUUUGCUAUGUAUGCUUCUUGCAUCUUUUACCAUAUGGAAGCGUGAAAAUUCAAGGAACCUCGCCAUUGACAAACGACAAAACCAGCAAGACAGGGAUUUGUGUGGCGAUGAAGCGUGGAAGCCAUGCCUUAAAAGCAUUCAUCCUGCUUGUUUGCUAGCUUUUCGAGUUUUUUCAUUCUCUUCUCUUUUCGCGACGCUGACUACCAAACUUCAUUUCAGCCGUGGCGUGACAUUUUACUAUUACACUCAGUGGACCUUCACUCUGGUUACGGUUUAUUUUGGGUUUGGAUCUGUGCUAUCAGUUUAUGGGUGUUAUAUGUAUAGAAAAUCAACAGACAGUGCCUUUAAUGAUAAUAUUAGUAGAAUAGAUGCAGAGCAAGGUCCACAUUUGCCUCUCUUAUACCAGGAUGCCACAAAUGCAUCUAGAAUGGAACGCCCAGCUGAUCCUGACGUUAACAUACAAAAAAGUCAAAUUGCGCCCAUUUGGAGUUACAUUUUUCAUAUUUUAUUCCAGAUUAGUGCAGGAGCUGUCGUGUUUACGGAUUGCGUUUAUUGGCUCAUUAUUUUUCCAUUCCUUACCCUGAGAGAUUAUGAUUUAAACUUUAUGACAGUGAACCUGCAUACAGUAAAUUUUAUUUUGCUCUUUGGUGAUGCAGUUUUAAAUUGCCUGCGAAUACCUUGGUCUGGGAUGUCUUUCUGUGUAUUAUGGACAGGUGUUUACGUAAUUUUUCAGUGGAUAAUUCAUGCUUGCGUCUCAAUUUGGUGGCCUUACCCAUUUCUUGAUUUGUCAUCACCUUAUGCACCCUUGUGGUACUUGUUGCUGGCAUUAAUGCAUAUUCCAUGUUAUGGUUUCUUUAUGCUGAUUCUAGAAAUGAAACAUUAUUUCUUAUCCAAAUGGUUCCCAUCCUCUUAUCAGUGCUAA